CCCCUCCCUCCCUCAUCCGCGGAGCGCGCGCGCCAUGGACGUGAAGCGGCUGAAGGUGACGGAGCUGCGGGCCGAGCUCGGGCGGCGGGGCCUGGAUUCGCGAGGCCUCAAACUCGAUCUGGUCCAGCGGCUCCAAGAGGCCCUCGACGCCGAGAUGCUGGCCGCCGGGCCUGAAGAAGCCGGCGCCGAGUCGGGGGCGGCCGGGCAAAGCCUCACUCGGGCCCGCCUGGGCGUUGAGGGGGACGGCGACGACGACGACGACGACGAGGAAGAGGAAGAGGAGGAAGAAGAGGAGGACGAAGAGGAGGAGGAGGAAGACGAGGAGGCGCUGCUGGCCGACGAGGAGGAGCAGCCCCCGGAGAAGCCUGAGGCGUCGGCGUCGGCCUCCGCGGGGACGACGACGACGGCAGCGGCAGCGGCAGCGGCGUCGGCUGGCGGCGAGCAGGCCCAAACCGAGCCCGCAGAAGGCCCCGCGCAGCCCGGAGGGGUCAACGGCGCCCAGCGGGCCGCGGAGGCCGGCGAGGAGGCCUCGGCGGCGGAGGCGGAGGCGGCAGCGGGGUCUUCGGUGGGCGGUGAGGCCGAGCAGGGCGGCGACCAGGAAGGAAAUGAGGAUGAGAAGGCAAAACAGGCUGGGCCAGACGGUGAACGACACGGCCUCAAAAGACAGCGCGAUGAGAAGGAAGAGCACGGUCGUGCUUAUUUUGAGUUUCGAGAGGAGGCUUAUAACAGCCGAUCUAAGUCUCCACCACCCCCAGAAGAGGAAGCUAAGGCAGAGGAUGAUGAGACUCUCGUGAUGUUGGAUACAUAUACAUGCGAUCUUCACUUCAAAGUCACCAAGGACCGCUAUGGAGGGCAGCCUCUGUUUUCGGAGAAGUUCCCCAAUCUCUGGUCUGGGGCGAGAAGCACCCACGGGGUGAAAGGGGGCAAAGUCUGCUUUGAGGUGAAGGUGAUACAAAACCUGCCCCUCAAGGAAGGCUGCACAGAGACUCAGCUGCUCCGGGUCGGAUGGUCUGUCGACCUCUCUCGUUCCCAGCUAGGUGAGGAUGAGUUUUCUUACGGCUACGAUGGACGAGGGCUGAAGGCUGAAAAUGGGCAGUUUGAAGAAUUUGGUCAGACCUUUGGGGAGACCGAUGUGAUCGGUUGCUUUGCCAACUUUGAAAGUGAAGAGGUGGAGCUGUCCUUCUCCAAGAACGGAGAGGACCUGGGCGUGGCCUUCCAAAUCAGCAAAGAAUUGCUGGGGGACAGGGCCCUUCUGCCCCACGUCCUGUGCAAGAAUUGUGCCGUGGAGGUCAAUUUCGGCCAGAAGGACGAGCCCUUUUUCCCGGUUCCUGAGGAUUACCUGUUCAUUCACGCCGUCCCUGUGGAGGAGCGUGUGCGCACCCCGGCACCCCCCAAAGCGCCUGCAAAAUGUGAGGUUUUACUGAUGGUUGGGCUACCAGGAUGUGGGAAAACGUUUUGGGCCCAGAAGCACACCCAGGAGAAUCAGGACAAGCGUUUCAACAUCUUGGGGACUGACAACAUCUUGUACCAAAUGAAGACAAAAGGCCCCGUGGUUGAAGAGCCGCUGCCUAUCGAAGCUCGCGAUUCGCUGCUUCAGCAAGCUGCCCGUUGCGUGAGCAAACUGGUCCAGAUCGCACCCCGGACAAGGAGAAAUUUUAUUCUCGAUCAGUGCAACGUCUACAAUUCCGGCCAGCGGAGGAAACUGCUGCCUUUCAAAGGGUUCCUUCGCAAAGUGGUGGUGCUAGUGCCCAGCGAGGAAGAUUGGGUGGAUAGGCUGCAGCAGAGGGAGAAGGCCGAAGGGGAGAGCGUGCCAGAAUCGGUGAUGCUGGAAAUGAAAGCCAACUUCUCCCUUCCGGACAAGUGCGACUACAUCGACGAAGUCCUCUUUCAAGAGUUGGCGAAAGAAGAGGCUCUGCCUCUGGUCACUAAAUACAAGGAAGAGGCCCGGAAACUCCUCCCACCCUCCGAGAAACGGACGAACCGUCGCAACAACCGGAACAAACGCAACCGCCAGAAUCGCAACCGCGGCCAGGGAUACGUCGGAGGAAGUCAGCGCCGAGGUUACAACAAUCGAGCCUAUGGACAACAGCAGUACUGGGGUCAACCUGGAAACAGAGGCGGUUAUCGCAACUUCUACGACAGCUACAGAGGCAGGGAUUACAAUCGCUUCUACGGACGUGAUUACGAUUACAACAGAUACCGGGACUACUACAGGGACUACAACCGAGAGUGGCAGAACUACUAUCAAGACAGAGACCGAUACUACAGGAAUUACUACGGAUACCAGGGGUACCGGUGAAACCCCUUAGCCGCCUCCACCCUUCAGCCAAGCAGCCAGGCUCGACCGAGGGAGAGAUGGGGGGAGAAGCGUCCACCACUUCUCCAGAAGCAAGCAAUGGAAACGGGAGUUGGGGGGGUGGGAAGGGGGAGGGAGGAGGAGGAGGAGGAGGAAGAAAGCAGUGGCUGGGUUUGAGAGAGAGAGAGAGAGAGAGAGAGAGAGAGGGGGGGGGGAAGGGGGGGAGGUUUGAAAACCGAAACAAAAAUUGUAAAUUUUUUUUUUAAAAGUUUGUUGGAAAAAAAAAAUAUUGUCUUAUUCUAUAAAAAAGAGAGAGAAAAAAAACCAGAAAAAAAAACAAAACCCGCACACCACAUUUCGAACUCUAGUUUAGACAUUUGUAAUCCCCAUUUGUUCUCCUGGGAAAAAAAGAGAGAGAGAGAGAGAGAGCAGCAGCACUUAAAAAAGCCGUCUAUGAUCGGAUAGGAAAAUAAGACAUGGUAGAGCAGCUAGGCUGGCAGCUUGUCCUGGGGGCCGGGGUGGGACAGAAACAGGAGGGGCAGGGCUCCUGGGGGGGGGGAACGGAGGGAAGACGGAGGGGUGCAGGGCUGGGAAGGUGGAUGGUUGGGGCACCCCCCCAUUUUCAACUUAAAACCCAGGGGAGGAGUUCGUGUGUCGACAUAUAAUUCGAUUUUUCGUUGUGCAGUAACUCCCGGGCGAGAACCAGGCCCUUCUCCUCGCUCUGUCAAAAUAUCACCACCACCCCUGUUUUCAGACAGUGAAUGUUGGGUGCCACAGACUGGAGGCUAAACUUCCCCCGCCGUUCCUCCUCCGAAUUUUCAAGCAAGGCUCACAAAUCCCUCCGGCCGACCGUACCACCAAACCAGCCACUCAUCCCCGUUUGAAGCCUGUAGCUCUUUUUUCUCUCCCCUCCCGCGACUCAGCCGGCUCCUUUUGAUCAUCUCUACAGAAUCUAUGUCCUUUCCUCCUCCUUUCUUUUCUUCUUUGAUUUUAGUUGGUUUUUUUUUUUGCCUUGAUAAUGGAAUGAAAGGAACUUAAAUCUCUCAGGGUUUCUUGCCGGAUCUCCUGGGUGUUAGCACCUGACAUGUAUAUAGGGAAAUUGUGCUAGCAGGUCGAAUUCAACUUCCGAGUAGCUUUAAUGUGGAACACUGAAAGGUCGUCUUUUACGUUGCUUUUUAAAAUACUGUCAAGCGCAGGGGUGAGGAUGGGAGAGGGGAAGCCCAUCACCCUGGGGUUGUUAUGGUUUUGCAAAACGGAUCGGCCUCUACAUAAUGUGGGGAAGGGGAGACAGCCUGCCUUGAAGGGGUUGGACAGACCGCUUGUUUCUAGCUUGGAAAAUGAAUUUUGGUGUUUAUUUGAAAGCAUAGUUCUCUUUCUUCUAGUCUUCUUCUUCCUUUCCUCCUCCUCUUCCCCUCCUCCUUCCUUCCUCCUCUUCCUGGUCUACCUUCUUGUCUGCCUCCUCCUCCUCCUUCCCUAUUCUCUUUUCCCUCACAUUAUCGAAUUAACUUGUCUUUCUUGGCUUGUCUAUCAGAGGAAAGGGUUUGGGAGUCUUUCUGUCACUGGAUGCCCUCUGGAUACCCCCCUCCCCAUCGUGUAAAUACCCCCUUGCUUCUUGGCGCUGCUUGUCUCCAGCUUGGCUAAUUAUGUCUGAUUCCCAUCCACAGGGAUUAAAAGAUUAGUUCCUUGUGAUUCACUGUUUGAAAUUCAAACUUUUUAAAUUCAGGGGUGGGUGGUUUGGGGGUUCUUUUUCCUUUUUUUAAAUGUUGGCUGUUUAUUUUAUUAUUAAUUUUUUUUUUAAAAAAAAGAAUAGAUUCUCCCGAAAUCUCUUCCCAGUCUUCGCAAGCAGCUUUUUAUUUCCAUCCCCAUUUUAAAAAUGAUAAUAAUAAUAAUGCUUAUUCUGCAUUUCAGCCAGAUUCAGAAUUCUGCCAAUUUCGGGAGGUGCCUGGGAAAUUGGAUUGGGGGGGGGGGGGGAGAAGGAAGGUGAUACAGACGAGGGGAAGGAAAGGCAGAAUUUGAUCUCCGUGCAUGCGUGUGGUUGUGUGAACAACUGUUUUUAUAUCUAAAGUUAACUGGUAUUUUCAAUACUUAAGGCCACCAAGGGGGACAAAAAAAAAAUAAUUCUUCUGGAGAAAAACAGCGCACAUAUGCUGAGGGUGAGACAGGGAAGACGAUCCAUGCUUGUGAGUAACUUCAGUAGCUGACCGCUUGUGUGAGUUUGAAAUUGUGGAGGGGCUCUGAAAAGUUGGCUGUGGGCAUUCCUUGCCCCAUGUGCAGAGUGCCAGCUGCUGAGAUCACAGUCAGGCGUUCCUUGGUUACACCUGUUGGAUCACAGGAUAAAUGGGAAAGAGCCGCCGGGCCCCAGUUAGCUUCUGUACUUUCUAAGAAAUAGAAUGUUUUUGUUUUUAAAAGUAAAGGUCUUUUUCUGAUGGGACCUUUAUAAAAAAGGGAUUUCUGGCUUUCUGGACUGGGGAAUGAAUGAAACUGCUGCACCCUUAGACCAACAGACCGAGAGAGAGAGAAAAGAAAGAAUUCUUAGCAACUUUAGUAGAUGUCUUUUCUUUUUCUGCACAUUUUUGUAAAAAAGCAAACUUAAAAAGAUAAAAAAAAAAGUCAAACGGUUUAAAAAAAAACCUUUAAAAAAUUCAGCCUGUUUAAAAAAAAAAAUCUGUUAGUGUUUUUUCAUGAUUGUAUGUCUUAGUUGCUGUAGACACAAAAGCUCAAGCGAAACCGAAGGCAGUAAAAAGGAAAAAAAAUGUUUUUACGAAUGGUGAAACGUUGAAGCGGCCAGUAAAAAAAUAAUAAAAAUAAAAAUAUGGGGAGGGAGGGAUUGCCAUUGAACAUGUAACUUUUGUGUGGUUGUUUACAUCUGUAACUUUUCCUUUCUUAACAAUUCUGGCAUCUGUAGGUUGG
Molecule: messenger RNA, 5206 nt
Organism: Notechis scutatus (mainland tiger snake)
Lineage: Eukaryota; Metazoa; Chordata; Lepidosauria; Squamata; Elapidae
Gene: HNRNPUL2
Product: heterogeneous nuclear ribonucleoprotein U like 2
Biological process (GO): alternative mRNA splicing, via spliceosome
Cellular component (GO): nucleus
Molecular function (GO): protein binding; RNA binding
Source: RefSeq, a predicted model, not a curated record